Messenger RNA from Diversispora eburnea, 162 nucleotides. The record is from the annotation of a GenBank genome assembly. NCBI's taxonomy places the organism in Eukaryota, Fungi, Glomeromycota, Glomeromycetes, Diversisporales, Diversisporaceae.
AUGUCAUGUUCAGAUGCUGCAAAUUUGAAAAAAACACGUUAUUCAGGACCACAUAUAUUUGGACUUCAAUUAGAAAUACUUCAACAAAUAAGAGAUAAUCGUCAAAGGGCAACUUUUUUAAAACCAUUUGAUAAUUUAACCCCAACUGGACAAAACAAUCAG